AUGAAGGUGAAGUAUAUGCUGCGCAGAUUUUCUGGUGUCAGAAUGGCUGGUAAUAAAAUAAAUACAAAGAAAAAGGAGGACAAGAGUAAAUUAAACAGAGGUACUGGCCAAGCUGUUGAAGAAAAUGAUGAUAUAGACUUUUCUUUGCUAAGAAAGCCCAUAUUAACUAGUAUAACAGGCUUUGCACAAGCAAGAAAAAUUUUUGAUCAAGCCACUGAAGAACUUAAGAGCUUACUGACAAAUGAAUGUGAUAUAUUAUAUGAAUGUAAGGUUUGCAGAAACAUAUUUAGAAGCUUAGCAAAUUUUAUAUCUCAUAAACGUGUAUAUUGCAAGGAGAGCUUUAAUUCCUCAAUACAUGGCCAUUUUAUUAAGGAAACUUGUACAAUCCAGGACUUAUUAAAAAUUAGAAAGUUAGAAGAGAGCUAUCAAGAGUCUCUAGCUGAAAAUAAUAGCUUAAAAUCUAUGGAUGAAGACGAGAAUGAUGAACAAAUACCAAUGUCUAAGGAUUUGACUGAAAUCUUAGAACGUAUUGUAAAAUCUAAAGGAGUUAAAGAUAAACAAAUCCAAGAUCAACAAUUGUCAUUCCAGAAAAUACCGAAGAGUUCAGUUGCUGUUUUUCAAAAUAUUGACACUAGGAAUUCAAGCACUGACAAUAUGAGAACUCAAAUAAAGGAAUUAGAUGAGAUUUUAUCUCAAGAAAAAGCAGUUUUACAAAGCGAUGGUACAUUUAAAGUGCAAAGUAAUGUGUCUACGGACAAUGUUAUACAGAUAAGUGAUGAUGAUGAAAAUGAAGACACAGAUGGACUUAAAUGUAAAAUAUGCGACCUUCAAUUUUCAACUCUCAAGACGCUUAAGUUCCAUAUGAAAUAUAAACAUGUGGAGAGUCGCCUCGUCUACCCGUGUCCGGACUGCGUCGACAUCUUUUCCACUUCUUGGAGCGUUUAUCGGCAUCUGUUCAAAGUUCAUAGAAAAACCGCAGCACAAAUCAGACGACUGCGCGAGUCGAUCCAAGCGAAAGCAUUCCGUAUGGACAAUCCGCCGGCUUUCUACGAGAAACGGAAGACUGUGCCUAAAGUUGUUCCGCCGCAGAAGAUCACUGAAGAAGAACGACUCGAUCAAGAGAACCAGGCGUGGCUGGAGGAGCUCGACGGCGAGGGCGAGGGCCGGCGCUGCGUGUGCGGGCGCACGUUCGAGCGCCGCGCCGCGCUGGCCGCGCACGCGCACACCUGCGCGCGCCGCCACCGCCGCCGCAUCGGCAUACAGAUACGCAAGGACUACCACAAGGAGCAGGCCAACCCCUACCUGUGCGCGAGUGGACGAGAUACCAAGAUAGUUCCAACAGUUACUGAAGAAAUACAACCAGUAAGUAAAACCAAUGACAAAGUUACUAAUGAAAGAAGUGAAGAAAACACUUUAGUCGAAGCAGAAAUGACUGUAAUAGAAAUUGCAAAAGAGCAAGACGUAGAGAAGGAUAUAGUUUCCGAAAUAAGUACAAUAGAAAAGCCAUUUUUCUUUGACAGCAUGCUUAUGAAUAAACUGCCCUUCGCCCAACAAGCUGAGAAGAGUAAUUUAAAUGCUUUCAAACAGAAAUUACUACCAGAUAUCGAAAAAGACCAGUUAAUGUGCAAGAAAUGUAACACUAAAUAUAAAGAAAUGAAUGAACUAUUAAAUCACAUGGCUGCACAUUACAAAUGGCUUCGAUACGCGUGUAAAUUGUGCAAUUUCAAACAUUUCAACUUUGAGAAACUUCCAGAACACGUGAAAGUUGUACAUAAAUUAAAAGGUGAUACCGAUUUCUACUACAGUACGGUUAAAGCAGUUGAUGGUACUGAAGCUUUGGAAUUGGCUGAUUCUACAGAUGAGACAAAUGAAAGGCAGGAAGUUAGUCCGGAUUCAAGACGACCAAGUAGAUGUUCAAGUGACUCGAGCCGAUUGUCUGAUGACAGUUCCUCCAGUAGUGUAAGAAUAGAAGGUUCGAGGAAACGUAAAGUUAAUAAAUACAGAAAUAAUGCGAAAAAGAAAAAGGCGACUUAUGUUGCAGAUGAUGUUGAGAUUAAUAAAGAGGAAGAAGUUAAAAAAGAAAAGGAUGUUAUGGUUAUAGAAAACGAUUCGUCGUCGAAUUCUAAAGUGUUUGAAGAGAACUCGUCCGAUUUCGAUGAGGUUGAUGAGAAAAUAUCAAAGCGUCAAAGUAUUGAAAAGACCUCAGUUGCAUCUCGUCGCCCUGUUCGUAAAAAAACUAAACCUAAAAAUGAAGAUUUUGAAUAUGAUCUAUCUAAUUUGUUAAAAAUGGAGGCGCAGGGGUAUCGAGGUUCUCAAACUGCCGUGACUAAAUCCCAUUACUAUAGGAGAAAAUCUCCACAAGAAAUAAUACAAAAUUAUGAAAUUAUCAAUAGAGAUUGUUGUGGAGCUCUAGUUACUUUGUCCUGGAAAUCUGCAGGAAAAUCACAAUGCCACAUGAAAACUAUUGGCGUAUUUGGUGCCGCUACAAAAGAAUCACGAAUAUCAAAUAUUUUCGCGAGACCAAUGGUACCUAAAGUGACAAAAACGGACAAAAUAUCUCCGAAAAAGGAUGAGAAAGAAAUUAAGGAAAAUAGCCCUAGUCCCGUAAAAGUAACAGAAUUGCCGAAUUCACCUAGUCCACAAAAAAAUGAACCUAAAAUUGAAAAGCAAGAAGAAUCAGAACAAAAAUCUUCUGAAACGUCUGAAUUAGAAGUUCCAAAAGAUGUUGAAGAUACGCCCGUUAAUGAUAUUAAAAGUGAAAUAAUCGUAAAUGAGUCCAAUAAAGAAAUAGAUGAAAUCAAAAACGUAGAAAGUGAAAAAAGAAAUUCAUUGGAAACUCCCAAACCCAAUAUAAAUGUACCACUAGUUCCUAUAAAAUUCCGCAGACAGAGCUUAGAAGUUAUCAAAAAUCCCCUGAUAAAGAAAAACAUUAAAGACUUUACAAAAGCCGGCAUGAAAACAAAAAUAUUAGUCAUUAAACCUAUUAACAGAAGUACUGAUGGGACAAAUUCUCGUAAUGCACCACUUAAAUUUCAAACAAUAAAACUGAAAGAUCCCACUAAAACUACUUCCAGUGAAGAGAAGAAAGACCAAGUUGUUGUUGUUAAAGUACCUAAAGUGGAAUGUGCUAUAAGUAAACCAGUACCUAAUAAUUCUUCAAAUGUAAUAUCACCGGCCAUUUCUGAAGCCGAAAAUUCUGUUACUGAAAAUAAAGUUAUUACAGAUACGCCACCCAAUGAAGUUGACAAUGUUGUACCUGAAAAAACAAAUGAUAACUCUCCUGAACAUGCAUUAUUUGAUGCUGAGUCAAAUACAGAAGUUGAUGAAGCUACUGUUGAUUCACAUAAAACUGAAAACCUAGAAGGUUGC
Molecule: messenger RNA, 3369 nt
Organism: Brenthis ino (lesser marbled fritillary)
Lineage: Eukaryota; Metazoa; Arthropoda; Insecta; Lepidoptera; Nymphalidae
Source: the annotation of a GenBank genome assembly